UUUUACUCGUUUGCUGGCAAAUGCUUGAAUACAGUAUCAACAGGAGAACCGAUCAAAGGACUCGAGCCCUUUCAUUAUGCACCAAAACAGUUUGAAGGUGUGCUCGUGCUACUCGAGAAUCAGAUUCGUCUUUACACCCACCUCAAUCUUCUGGAUAUUGUAAAAGUUGAAAGAUCUCUUUCAUGGAUCAAGUUUGGCCAGUUUGGAAGAGAAGAAGGCGCUCUCAUUUUGGGAACACGUGAUGGUGGUCUUCUUGUAAAGCUGUUUCGCCGAAAAGCCUCCUUGGACGAUCGAAUCGAUAUCUCAGCUCCACCGAAAGCUUACAAUAUUAAGCUGAAUAUCCCUAAAAAGAGCAAGAUCUUCAUCGAUCAAACCGUACGCGAGAGAGAGAACGUCAAUCAGAUCAACCAGACAUACCAACGGGAUUUAUUCCUUAUCAAAUACCAUACGACGAAAGCAUUUGCUGCUAUGGCGUCCACGUCUGCAGCGUCAAUCUCCACUGAUCCAAAGCAUGCGGUUGACAUUGCUGUUACUGUGAAUGGUUUUGGACCAAAAUUCCGACUGACGGUGAAGCUAAGUUGCGCGAUGUAUGUCAUUUUCAUAUACAAUUGCUUUCUAACAGAGCAGUGCUAUCUCAGGAAGGUGCCGCUAUACAACUUGUGGCUUUCAAUGAUAUUUUCGCCGAAGGUUUAUCGUUUCGCUGAGACGUUGAUACCUGUCUCGAUACUUAUGCCUGGACAUUUCUACACAUUUUCUACACUGGUUGAAUGCAUUGAACCUGAAAAGGUAUUGGAGUUAAGGAGUUGCAAAGGGAAUUGA
Messenger RNA from Strongylus vulgaris, 819 nucleotides. The record is from the annotation of a GenBank genome assembly. NCBI's taxonomy places the organism in Eukaryota, Metazoa, Nematoda, Chromadorea, Rhabditida, Strongylidae.